CCAAUACUCAGGACCCCACACCGACCACACGACCAACACCCCCUUUGGAAUGUACUACUUUCUCUCCUCCACACAGAAUGAUGUAACACAACCAUCCGCUGCUAUGUCUUCACCUCUGUAUCAACCUGCUCUGGUACUACAUGUAUGGAAAUAAUGCGGGGACUCUGAAUAUUUACCAGAGAAGUGCAGAUGAGGCUAAAGAGAUGCUUGUACUUUCCCUCAGUGGAGCUCAAUUUCCACUGUGGAGACCUGCCCAGGCCGCGCUGCUGCCUCGAUCCCAGCCCUACAGGAUUGUGGUGGAGGGGGUGCUGUCUGGCCCUUCUGAGGAGGGGGGCAUAGCGUUUGAUGAUGUGCAUUUGACAGAGGCUCACUGCUCUCCUCCGGGACACUGUGACUUUGAGACCAAUCUGUGCAGCUGGAUUAACAUGGGGCAGAUUGACCAGGCAGACUGGCUCAGGGGCACAGGGGCAGGGGUGGAAUCAACCACCAGACCUCCCGUAGAUCACACCACCAAUUCUUCUAGUGGUUAUUACAUCUAUGUGGACAGCUCUGUGGGGCAGUGGGGAGACCAGUCCUUUCUCAUUGGUGAGGUUUUCCAGCCAUCCAACAGAGGGCACUGCAUUACUUUCUGGUACCACAUGUAUGGAGAGCAUGUUGGGACACUCAGACUCCACAUUAAUGACAGGAGAACAUAUGAGGCUGGGAAUGUGGAGGGCAUGUUGAAGUGGGAAGAAAGUGGAAACAAGGGAAAACAAUGGAAAGAAGCCAGUGUGACCAUUAAACAUAAUGAGCCAUUCUGGUUUGUGUUUGUCUAUCUAAAAGGACAAAACCCAGUGGGACACGUUGCCCUUGACGACAUCAGUAUUGUCCCUUUUUCUUGUUACUCAGAACCUCCGAUCGACCCAGAUGCCAAGCAUGAUGCGUUAACCAUUGGCCUUGGAGUUAGUUUCACGAUGCUGGCUGUUAUAAUCAUCUCUGUUGUUCUUUUCAUUUUCAGCCGGAAAAGAUGUUACAAGGAAAAUGACUUAAUGAAUUCUGAGCUUUUAGAUCAUAUUUCAGCUAUUGAUCUUUCUGACUGUAACAGUGUGCCACUGGAUGCAAACACAUCUAAUGCUUAGAAAAUAUUCAAAUGUAUAUGAUAUUUAUAAGAUAUUACCUGAUAUUUACAUUUAUAUAACCAAUUAUGCCAAUAAAUAAAUAAAUAAUAGAAAGGAUUAUUGGGCAAAAAUAAGUUUGAAAUGUGUUUUAUUCAUUUUGUUCACACAUAGAUUAAACAUGGUAAAACCAGCAUGGCUUGGCUUCACACGGUGCUUAGCUGUUUUUGUAGAUGCAGACAGCAGUGACACCACAGUCGAUGUUUUGGAGCGACUCUCCGGGCGGUUGUGGAACUGGCUCUAAUCAUGAGAUCAUCCAUUAUGCUCAUCCACUGUGCUGAACAACUCCUCAGAUACUAAACAAUGAUGUCAGAUAGAUAUUUUACCACAUUUUAUAAAUAAUGCAAUACAGUGCGGCCUAAGAGGAUGCUUCUUCCUUUCAUUAUACUGGAUUUUGCCUGGACAGCAUCACAUUUUUCAGUUAUUAGUUUUUCAUUUUCUAAUUGGAGACAGUCAUUCUCUUUUUGUAAAUGAUAAAUUUUAGAUUUGUGAGUGUGUCUUUUUCUUUUAUGAUAUUUUCUGUAAUUUCUUUGGCCGACCUGGCCCUGUUAUAUUCUCAAAUAACACCUUUAUGCUAUCAUUUGCUAACAAAAUCAACGUAAAAAACAUCUAGUUGGCAGAUACAUUUUGAUAAAACCUUAAAUAAUAAUAACAAUUUAAUAUAAAAAUUCAAAUCAGUUGUGUUUGUACAGCCUCGUAUGCGUGAAUGCAGCUUGACAAUGGGCAUCUUUCCAAAAGGGGGACCCUUGGAUAUUUUGCACGAGUUUAUUUGAACAUUCAUGUUUCUUCCAUCAGUCCUUCAGAUAUAAUUUAGAUUUCCUCAUGUUGGUCUAACCAUUAAACUGAUUUUGUGCAUUAUUAUGUUAAAUGAACUUUAAUUUAUAAAUCAGAUCUUAUGUCCAGACAGUUUGUCUUUUACUUACUCUAUCUACCUCCGCCUAAAUUAUGCAAGUCUAUUGUUUUACAUUUUAUACUGAAAUUAUAUAAAUCAAAAAGUCAUAGGAUGUGAAAAAGAUGUGAAAAUAUAUAGAAGGUUGAAUUUGGUUAUAUCAUGCCAUGUUUAAAAGCUCAAAAUUGUGUAUAUAAAGAAAAUAUUAAAAUAUAAUGUUUAUUCUAAACAGCCUGCAGUAGUCCAAAGUGAUUCCUCACUUAACUUAUACAUUCUGAGCAUCUUCAUUUCAAGAGCUUUCCACAACUCAGAGACCAGUGUAGUUUUGCCAUGGCAUUAACAACUAAUUAGUAUGCUAACACACACUUACUGAUUAACAGACAAUUUGC
Messenger RNA from Boleophthalmus pectinirostris (great blue-spotted mudskipper), 2432 nucleotides. Its product is annotated as MAM and LDL-receptor class A domain-containing protein 1-like. Gene Ontology annotation, cellular component: membrane. The record is from RefSeq and is a predicted model, not a curated record. Bases 141 to 1118 code for a protein of 325 amino acids. The transcript is spliced from 9 exons. Lineage: Eukaryota; Metazoa; Chordata; Actinopteri; Gobiiformes; Gobiidae.